Dichotomopilus funicola is the source of this 633-nucleotide messenger RNA. Its product is annotated as ras family-domain-containing protein. The transcript is spliced from 5 exons. The record is from RefSeq and is a predicted model, not a curated record. Gene Ontology annotation, molecular function: GTP binding; GTPase activity. The coding region runs from base 1 to 633 and encodes 210 amino acids. Gene Ontology annotation, biological process: vesicle-mediated transport. Lineage: Eukaryota; Fungi; Ascomycota; Sordariomycetes; Sordariales; Chaetomiaceae.
AUGGCGCAAGCAGGAGCUGGCGGGUCCUACAACAACCCGCUGAAGAAGUUCAAGCUAGUUUUCCUUGGAGAACAGAGCGUUGGCAAGACAUCGCUCAUCACCCGCUUCAUGUAUGACUCGUUCGACAACAUGUACCAGGCCACUAUCGGCAUCGACUUCCUCUCCAAGACGAUGUAUCUUGAAGACAGGACAGUGCGGUUACAACUCUGGGAUACAGCCGGGCAGGAACGAUUCAGGAGCUUGAUCCCGUCCUACAUCCGGGACUCGAGCGUGGCGGUAGUGGUAUACGACAUCUCAAACGCAAAAUCAUUCGAGAACACACGGAAAUGGAUCGACGAUGUGCGCGCGGAGCGGGGUAACGAUGUGAUUAUCGUGCUAGUGGGCAACAAGACGGAUCUUAACGACAAGCGAGAGGUCACGACGCAGCAGGGCGAGGAGGAGGCCUCGCGCAAUCAACUUAUGUUCGUUGAGACGAGCGCCAAGCUUGGCCAUAACGUCAAGAACCUCUUCAAAAGGAUAGCCCAGGCCCUUCCCGGCAUGGAGGGUACCGAUGCUGCGGCCCAGGCGUCGAACCAGAUGAUUGACGUUACGACGCCUUCCAACCAGACUCAGCAGGAGGGAUGUGCUUGUUAA